CAUUUCCACUAGUUUGAGUGUUUUCUACUUCACACUGUACAGACAUGAUACAAAAUAUAUAAACAUAUAUAUAGGAGGAGGCAUGGCUGUGUGUUAAAAAGAUUGCUUCCCAACCACUAUGUGGCACCUUGGGCAAAUGUCUUCUACUAUGAAGUGAGUGCUGAUAAGUUCUUGGCUUUGGGUAAAAGAAAAUGUAGGAAGCUCAGUUAAUUAUGAUUUUAUUCAACAUAUUCUCCUCUCAGAUUCACACAUUUAUUGCAGCGAUCCCUCAGUUUUUCUAAGCCCUGUAAAAAGAAUUUGGAAGACUGGGCCUCCAACCAGGCCUCUGUGGCAGUGAUCACAUCUGAAUUGGAGUUAAAUUUUGUUCUCUUAAGAUGUUUCUUCAGUUGUGGUAAGAGGUGAUUAUCGGAGGAGGCCAAGUGAGGAGUGUAAAGUGGGUGGUCUGCCAAUUCAAAGCCAAAGUCAUGUCUUUUCCAUUGAGAUUCAUGUGCUGUCUGUGCUGGCGUAUUGUCCUGCAAAAGCAGAGCACAAAGAAAGAGAUGAAGCCACUCUCUCUUUGGAAGAGAAAUUAAUUUUGGUAUUGAUAGAAAAGCAGUAAAGACCAGAAACAGUCAAGUGGAGAGGGAUAACGGGUUUUGGGGGUAAAAUCCUAAUCUCCUAUAUCGAAAACAUAGGAAUCUGAAAAAAUUUCGGGAAAAAAAGGGUGGGGACGCAAAUGUAAAAGAUUUUCUCUUCCAAAGAGAGAGUGGCUUUAUCUCUUUCUUUCACUUUUACAUUAGAAUGUAUGGAGACACUAUGUUGUCACAAAAAAUGUUAAAACUUUACUAACUUCAUCGAUCUGUGACUAAACCUGGAUUUAAUUUCAUUUUAUACACACUUUGCUAUCUCCCCUACAAAUACCCAGACGUAGUUAGUUCUUCGGGACUUAACAAUCAUGGCUGAAGUACAAUUUUGGAAGUAUUGUUCAAGUUUUUCUUAUUUUGGAAUUAAGAAAGAAUUUGGCUGGACUUUCAACUACUUUAAUCGACUGUAAAUGCACCACGGAAGAGUUUAAUGUAACAUAUCUAUAACUAGAUAGCUGCCUCACAAUGCUAAGAGAUAAACGCUAUGCGACUAGAAGUAUCCAGUCUGAAAUGCCUGGGACGUCAUCGGAUAAUGUCAACUGCACCUCCCUGGAUUCGGGCCAGGCAGAAGCAACCAGCCAACUACCUCCGUCACAGUUUUUAACACAUAAUAUAAUUGGGAAUUCUCUUGGCAAUGAGCAGUUUAAGGAGCUGUCAAAUGCAAACAAGUCACCAUCAGAUGUAUUAUUCAACGACGAGAACAAUGGACGACACAACAUACAGAUGAGGAAAUUUGACUGCUAUAAUCAUACCUUAGAGAAUGGUGAAAUGGUAUUGUUGCCUCAGACAAAUCUACACCAAAGCUACCAGCAGCAACAGCAACCUCAAGAUAACACUGUCUUACUCUCAGGAACACCUAAUAAUCAAGAACUGAUUAAGGAUUAUUUUCAUGAUAGCCUGCCCAGCAGUUGCUGCUGCUCACAUGUCUAUUCUCAGAAAACUUCCUCAUUUGGUAACGCUACUCAAAGACGUCCAGAAUUCUGUGAGGCUAUAAUGAAGUCAAGUUGUAGUGGUACUAUUUCUACUAGUAUUACUAGUAGUAGUAGUAUUAGUAGUAGUAGCAGUGGUGGCAAUAUUAGUAAUUCAAUGUCUAAUCAUGUACUUCAAAUGGAUUCUAAUUCAAAGAGUACCAACGAAUUUCUCAGUCUAGCACCAAACAGUAUAAGUUCUCUGGAGACUUGUGGAGGCAUGUACUGUGAUUGCCCAAUGAGUGCUUGCCAAGAUAUCUAUUGUGAUGGUUCGAUAUGCAGUUGUCAGAACAUGAAUUGUGAUAGUGCCAUGAGUGCAUGCCAGGAUGUUCAUUUUAGUAGUUCAAUGAAUAUUUGUUGUCGUGACAUGUCUUGUAGCAGCUUUGCACCUCCAAACUUAAAGUGUCAAGGACAAAUGAUGCUUCCUAAACCAAAUGCUUAUGAAAGAAAUUCCUACAAGAGCAAUCAACCAUUAUCUAAUGUUAAUUCUAGCAAGGCCCAGGCCAAUAGAUUCUGGGAUAAAAGAACAUCUUUACAAACUCAAAAAGUCCCAAAUACUUUUAUAUAUGAUUUAUCAUACAACAAUGUAAAUGAACAAAUGGAUAAGUGUAUGGCUGUUAAAAGUGAAGACAAUGAAAAGCUAAUUUACUCUGACAAAAACCAAAUUUGGCAAUAUACAACAUGCCACCAGACUUUCCCAUCAAUUAAACAUCAAAACAAAAAUCCAAACUGUUGCUCUUUUCAAAAUUCCCCAAACUCCAUGCUUAAAGUAGAAAAAUCAAAAAUGUGGAAUUGUGCUCACCAACCCCUCUCUGAAAAUUUUGUCUAUCAAGAACAACUUUGUAAAGCUUGUAACCCAACUAUGGAAUCUCAAGAAAUAAGUGGUUCCAUGCCAGCUAUUAACUAUUUACACACAAAUAUGAAAUCAAGAAGGCCUGUGAAUAAUAUGAUUUGUAAGAGUUCAGCUGAUUUAGUACCAUCUCAAAAAUAUAUGCACAAUGGUCAACUUUUUUUCAAUUCUGCCACCACUACUUCUACUAGUACUCUUACCACCACUUCUACCAUCACAAUGACAGCAACCACAUACACCACUGCUACCACCACCACCACUGCUGCCUCCAGUAACUCCUUCUCACCUCAUUGCUGUUCCUCCUGUUCUGUUCAACCUCUUAACUAUAAAUUAUUUCCACCUAAAACUUCGGAAUGUUCAACAACUGAAGUAGUUGACAGCAAAGUCUCAUUACAAUAUGACCAACAUUCUGUGAUAAGCUUCAUGUCUUCAGACUCCGAGAGUGAUAACAUGACUUGGUCAGCUAGUGAAGGAGGGAAAGAAGAGAUGAACAAAUCAAACAGUUCAGGUCGCAGCCUCCCAAGUCCACCUGUCUUCAAGAAUGUUUCAGAGGCAUUACAUCGAUUACCAGAAAGUCCUAAGGUGCCUUUGGUGUGCAUGGAAGAUGUUAUUGUUAUAGACUCCUCUCCUGGAAGUGAUAGUUCUUCAAAUGACACCCCAAAUAAUUCAAAUACAUUAAAUAGUUCUGUCAAACCCCCAACUUCACAGCAGCAGUCUUUUAGAGCAAAGACAACUACGAACCCGAAAUCAGUUAAAAAAUUGUGUUUUGAUGGAGAAAAAUGUGAAAGCCAGUUUUCUAAGAAUUCUAAAGAGAGUUCUAAAAAUCACAGAUCUCAAGAAAUAACGAAAGAAAAUCCAGCAAAUUCUACAAGCAAAACGUCAGCAUCACGCUCAAGUCAGAAAAAUUCCAUUAUAAAUAAUAAACCCAAUCCAGUCUUUUCAAGGAGUAACAGAAUUCGUUCACCAAGCAUCCGUUACAAGGAUGAUGUCUUGUCUUUUCCUUUAGUCUUUCCUAGUCGUUCAAGUCAGUCAGCUUCAAAUAGAGUGAGUGAAAUUGUACAGAAGUCCAGAGUGACCAAUCGACGACGCCAAUCAGAUUUGGAAAAAGUUAAAGAGAAAUCAUCUGUGAAACCAGAUGAAACAGUAACUUCCAAAAAUUUAAAACGUCAAACAAAAUAUACUCCAGAUACUAAAUCUACCAGUUUACCUUUAGAUCGGAGGAAAAUGCUGCGGUCUUCAAAUAAAGUAGAGGAAAAAUCUCCAGUUAAAUUGGAGAAAGAUAUCAAAAUAGAUGAUAAAAAUCCUGUACAAAAUAAGGAAGUAGUUUUGAAACAGGAGCAGGAAGAUCAAGUGGAAUUUAAACAACCUGAAAAUUUGCUAAAUAAGAUCUCACCAUCUCUUCAAAAUGAAGAUGGAUCUGAUAAGUGUCACCAAGCAGUAGAAUCUCCACCUAAGAUUGUGGUGCAAUCACACAAGGUCAACAAACCAUGUAGUUUUGAAGACAGAGCAAAGAAACUUCAUACAGCCACUGCAUCAACUUGCCAUACUAAAACGGAAAGAAAGCACAAUUCUCAUAACACUGCCACAACAACGUCUUUUACUAGCAACCAAAUUCAGCCAUCAACUAGUUCUGUAACUGCCAAUUUUCCUUCAACCGUUAAUACAGUCAUUAGAGAGCCAUUACCUCUUAGUAUUUUAUCAAGACCAGAAAAAGCAAUAUCCGAAUGUAAAAAAAAUUCUGCGUUUGUAAGCUCUGAAUUGGACAGGUAUCUUGCCGGAGAAGCUGAGUCAAUUAAUUCAAAUGUGGAUUUAUCCUUUUCAAAAAAUAAAGCGAUUCUUCCCAAAAGUGGGCCAUUUUUACCAACCAAAACAACUCCUUUCUGUGAUAAAACUUACGCUUUUGAAGGUAAUGAAAAGUCAAAUGAGAAAACUCUUCAAAAGACAACUGGCAUUGUUUAUAAUACAAGAAGUAAAUGUAGCAGUAGUUCUGUUGCUGUCCACGAUAGUGAUAAGAUUAUUGUUGAUAAUCAUCUUCAUGUUGAUGUUUUUGAUAUGGAUAAUGACGCAAAUGAUAAAACUGGUAAUGUUACUAACGAUAAUAGAGAUAAUGUUAACAAAAAUACUGGCAAUAUUAUAAAUGAUAAUCCUGAUUAUGUUACAAAUGGAAAUAAUGAUAAUGUUACAAAUGAUAAUUCCAAUAUUGUUACAAAUAAAAUUACUGUUAAUUUUACAAAUGAUAAUGUUACAAACGAUAAUAACUUUAGUGUUACUAAUGAUUAUAAUGAUAAUGUUAUUAGUGAUAAUAUCGAUAAUGUUACGAACAAUUACACUGAUAAUGUUUGUAAUGAUAAUAUCGACAUUGGCAAUGUUAAUGUUAAGGAUACUGUUAAUAAUUCUGUUAAUAAUAAUACUGUUAACAAAACUUAUGAUAAUAAUAAUAAUAAUAGAGAAAACAAUCAUAACAAUGAUAAUGCUGAAAGAUUAUCAUUGCCAUGUAAUAGUUCAGUGAAAGAUAGAGUCGAUUCAAGUGUUAAUGAAACCAAGGCAGGUAAUUCAUUUAGUUCAGUAUAUAGCAAUCACCUGAUUGAGUUGACUGCUGUAAGUAAAAAGAUUUCAGCUAACAAUUUACCUGAAUCUAGUCAGUCCAAGUCAUACUCUUCAGGGACUUCAAGUCUGUACGAACCAGACUUUGAUGAAGUUGAUGGCAUUUUGUUUAUGUCCUUCCCAUCUGAGGAAUCUUUACAGGCUCACAUUGCUGUUGAACGUAAGGAUAAUUGGGAAUCUACUACUGGUCAUAUGUCUAGUAUUUCUAAUAUUCUCAGUUUCCAUCGCUGGAAGGAAACUCAUCAAGAGGAGAAGUUUCCUAGGCCAGCAUUCGACAAAAACAUGAACCUUCGGGGCUUACACAUGCGAUUAAAAAGAUACUGCAAACUUCUACGGUCUGAAUGGCUCAAAAUUAAACAGAAGAAUUUAACCAGAAAUAACCACAGAAAAGCUUUCAAGUUCAGUCGAUUCCAGAUGGCCACAAGAAGCAAGAGAUGGACCAGGACUAAUAGUGCUCUUUGUGCAGGCAGGAGCAUAACAUCGCGGAACAAAACUGCUGGUAAAUUUCAAAAACUUCACUGGCGAACAGAAGCUCGGCUUCUUCGAGGUUUGAAACCGGAAGAAGUCCGACAAAUGGGAAUGAAGAAGAAACGUAGAAAGAAGUUCAUUUUUACUCACCGCAAGGGUUGCAAAAGACAGGAUGCUUCCGGAAAUGAGGACUCUGAUAGUGGCAGUAGCAAGAAUUCUAUGGAAGAAGAUGCUGUUAGCCAUACUUCAGUAGUAAAAGAGGUGAAGGAAGUGAAAUGUGGAAAGAAUGGUUACAUCCAUCCUAUGCGCAGCUGUUGUAGGAAAGAGAAGGUGGUAUCAGUUGAAGAGAAGAUGUCAAAAGCUGUUAGAAGUUGUAAAUCUCAUUCUGAUGAAGAAAAACCUGUCAUUGAAAAAUCAGCUCAUUUGUUGUAUCAGUCAGAUGAAAUGCAUGCCAUUAGGAAACUUGGAGAAUUUGAGCUGAAUGAACCUUCAAUACGGAAAAGGACAAGAAGUCAGGUAGAAUAUUUCAAAGACCAACAAACAAAGAACCAACGUCCCAAUAAUAGUCUGCCGCUGACUACUUUUACUCAAAGUAUGGCCCAGGCAGCCACAUCAGCUCUCCAUGACAACUUCAUCAGAAAGAAUGGUUCUGCUGCCACAUUGGCUGCUUUCUCUGAUGGCAAACACGACACAGAUAUGUUCACACAGGUGGACUCUGUGAUGGAUGAGAAAAGGAGAUUGGAGGAGGCUUCACAGUUGAUACCCCUAGGAGGCUGCAAAGGUUACAAAGAAAAACACCCCAGUCAAGCACCUGCAGUCCGUCUCUGCAACACUUCUGAGGAAGAACUAGAUAAGGAAACUGUCCGCAUUCUCCUGGCUCGUCAAAAGCUGAAAGCAAAAAAUGAGAAAUGUAAUAAACCAGGUUGCCGGUAUGGCUGUAUCUGUCACUUGUGUUGGAUUUCAGAGAAUAAUGAAGAAUUAACUAAGCCUUGUGCAAUUUCUACUAAGGCCUGUGAUAAAGAAUAUUGCCGUUUAGGUUGCAUCUGUGAUAACAAUGAAAAUACGAAGUUGAAAGUAGACUGUGCUAAACCUUGUUGUGAGUUGACCUGUUGCUGUGAUUCCCCCACUAAGAACUUGCCAACCGAGUCCAAUAAAUCAAGCCCCCCUAAAAAUUUAGAUUGCAACAAGACCGAUACUGCCAAGAGUCCAUUGACAUCACCUGUAUCUAACGAGUGUGUCGAUGAAAAUUCUUGUUCUUCUGUGCAAGACAAAGACAAGCUAACUUCUGCUGACGAUACACCGUCGAACAAAGAGGAUACCAAUUCCAACAAAAGCAAACUUCCCAAGAAGGACAAAUAUGCUUCGCUUCCCAGACGGCAAAUGACUCAUCGAACAGCCAAGAAUUUAGAUGCUAUCAGCAGAAAAGCAAUGAUGUUUUAUGAAACAAGUGAAAUGUAUCAUUUGAAAAAAAAGAGGAAUCAAUCUUCAUUGCGCUCGCAUGUUGCUGGAUCCAGGAGAAAGUUUUCUUGUAAGAGCACAAAGUCAGUGCAAGGCAAGGCUUCUGGCAGUGAGAAGGAGAAUUCCAAAUCUUCAACACCAUUUAAACGAACGUAUUCUCUUCGAGGAAGCAGCAGCAGACAUCUGAGUACUGAAAAUAGUGAGAGAUCAAGUGAGCACUCUGGCCACACAUCAGAUCCUUAUGCAUACCCAGGCCAGAGUAUAGAAAACUGUGUUGUUGAAAUUGACCAAGUUAAUGGUAAUAAGCACUGUAAGCAGUUUGGUGUUGUGACAAGAAAAAUGGUACCCAAGGAAGAUACAGAAAAUUAUAAUGUUGGGAAUAAAGAAUUACAGCAAAAUGCUAAGGAAACAAGCAUAGCGAAAAGAUUACGUAUGACCAGUAGAAAGCCCGUUUAUCACAAAAGUUGGUCUCUCAGAUCAAAACAAGUAAAACUGCUAGACGCACGUACCCAGUCAAUGAGACGGAGUAAUCAAGAAAUGAAGGAAGGAGCAUACAUUACUCAGUCUGGCUGGCUGCUAAGGUCAAAAGAGAGAUUAGCAAAGACAGUGAAGAAAGAACCAGUCCAGGAAUUACCUGUUAGAAGGUGCCAUACUCGAUUGUCUGAAGCAGGAAAUGAGAAAAUAAAAUCUGAAUACAAGAGAACUAUGAAAAUUAGGUCCAGAAAAGCAAGUUCAGGUGUAAACUGUACUAAUAAAGCAGUCAAGAUGAGGAUGAAGACAGAAAUAAGAGAGUCCCCACAAACAUAUCACAAAAUUUUACCCACACUUUACAAAAAUAAUCAAUCAUUAAAUGAUGCGAUGUCAAAUAAGUCCCAAUCAUCAUCUCCAAACACAUUCCAAAACUCUGGAAUAGUAAAUAAUUCUGAUUUGGUUUCUGCAGUUUCAGAAUAUGAUGGAAACACUAUCAUUCCUAAUUCUUCUAGCAAUGUCUCCAACAAUCAUGUUCAGUUGGUUUCCAUCCCCUUUCCAACGAAACAUACAAACCAAAACCCUGCAGAUAUUUCUGAAUGGAAUUCUGAUGUAGUUGCACUUCCUUUGUCAAUUCCAAGCAACACCUCUUCAGUGUCCGAUAACUGUACUAUGGAGAAUUCCACUUGCAAUUUACCAAACUCUGUGAGAAACAACAUUGUUGUUACUGCUGUCAAUCAAAAUAACACAGAUGUGAAUGACAUGGUAGCAACUAAUUCACAACUCCUUCCUCAGAAUUUGUUAACUGCUGAAAGCAAACACGGGUCAGUUUUAAUACCCUAUGACACCUCACUUUCUAGCAGUGAAGCCAUAGUUGCUGACCCAUCUACUGACAGUCCUGAUGACAAACAAUGUGUCACUAGAACAAGUAUAAGAGAAGAUAGUCAUUUGGCUGAGGCUGCAAUGACAGCAUCUAGCCAACAAUAUGAGAACUUGGAUAAUAAAUUUUCAACAGAAUUACAUCAGCUGAAAAUAGAAAAAGUUGAUCCAAAUUCAGAAUCACAGUCAUUGAUAAAAUACAAACAUAUUGACAAUCUAAGUUACAAGAAUGAUUCAGGAAACAGUUCAGCUACAUCAGUGCCAAAUGGCGUAUAUUUGGAUGUUCAUUGUUAUGAAGACAUAGUUGCUGAUGAUGAAGGAUACCACAAUGCUUGCAACUCUAGUUCCACAAAAGACAAGAGAAACAGCAAAAGGUUCAGGAAUGAUAUCCAGCGUUCACGUCAUAUGUCUCGAGAAAGGGAACGUCGUCUUCAAAUACUGAGCAAAAUGACCAUAUUACAGUUGGUAGUGUAUGAAAAUGAUCCAGAGAAUAGGAAUAAGAUUCUUCCAAAGCAAGUUAUUUUGGAUACAGCAAUAGAACUCGUCCAUUCCUUAAAGAUUGGUGAAGAUUAUUUAGUAUCAGUGAUAAGUUCUUUGUAUACAAAAAAUGACUUUCUCUGGGAGAAGUUAUCAAAAGUUAAAGGAGAAUUAUAUGAAAUUGGUUACGUCGAAUCAGAGAUCAAUAAAAUUCUUGAUGAUGCUGGCUUACCAUUUGACAUGUACAAACCUCCAGUGAUAUCUACGGCACAGACGUAUGAAGACAUGGGAUCUCCUCUCAAGUUUGUUCCAUCAAAUCAUCCCUCAACUUUCGAAUGUCAGAUCAUUUCUGACGAAGACUGUGAAGUCGAUGUGGUCUCAGAGACUACAACAGUUCCCCAGAAGCAAAUUCUGAUUGCACAGUCUCACCAAUCUACACCAAACUGCAACGAGCCCAUUAGUAAUGACGACGAUGUAAUUAUACUAUCGCCACAAUGGGAUACAGAAGAGAAAAUAUCAGACGUCGACACUACUUCCUCCACUCUUAUGAUUGAUAGUGUUUACAGCCUGGCUCCAGAAAACUACGAGAACUUCAGUACUUCAUAUAACAUCACUGAUGAUACACAGAUCAUCCAACUGGAUUAAAUUUUCUAUGCAUUGGCCCACUGUUGAGUGACUUUUUCCAAAUUUUACAUUUAGUGUGUGAAUAAGGAAUAACAGCUUGCAUAUGUAUAACAUACACAAGCACAAACCAAAAAGUAGAAUAUUAACUGACCGAAUAUAAAACAUGCCACUGCAUUCUGUCAUUCUUAAGAAGUCAUAAUAUUGUAACAAUUUGACAUCUCUCCUUGAUUAUAUAUAUAUAUAU
This is a messenger RNA of Octopus bimaculoides (California two-spot octopus), 9663 nucleotides long. RefSeq lists its product as uncharacterized. The record is from RefSeq and is a predicted model, not a curated record. NCBI's taxonomy places the organism in Eukaryota, Metazoa, Mollusca, Cephalopoda, Octopoda, Octopodidae. Gene Ontology annotation, molecular function: protein dimerization activity.